AUGCCGUAUAAUGUGAACCCAAAUGCAAGAGGUUUUGACCCCACUAUCAGGUGUGAGUAUCAUUCUAACACUCAGGGUCAUAGCACAAAAAAUUGUUUUACUUUGAAGAGAGCCAUUGAGAAGCUAAUUGAUGACAAAUCAAUUGUGAUACAUGACGAAGAGGCUCCGAAUGUCACCAACAACCCACUUCCUACUCACAACAAUGCUCAUGUUGUUGGGAUGAUCUGUGAUGAUAAGGAAUACAAGCAAACAUGCAAAACAGUAAUGGAAAUUGACACCUUAAAAGAAGGGUUGGGUAUGGUGACAAAAUCCGCACAAGAAGCACCAUUGAUUGUAAAGGUGGCAAGUUUUAAUGAAAAUCUCAGAGGCUCGGGAAAGUUGAUAUUGUAUGUCCCUGGAGCCAUAAAGAAAAAAGAGAUAUCAGUGACUGGACCAAAAUUAUAUGUUCCUAGUGGAUUUCCCAGGUUUGGUCAAAAUCAGAAUGGUUUAGGAAAGAUGACAGAACCAAUUGGAAAAGAGAUUAUUGAAGAAAUAGAUGAAACUGAUGGCUUAACGCGUUCUGGAAGGUGUUAUGCUCCAGAAGAAUUAUGGAGAGACAAACAAGCCAGGGAUAGCCAAUUUCCAGUGAAAAAACCUAUUACCGAAGAAGAGGCUGAAGAGUUCAUGAAGAAGAUGAAAGUUCAGGAUUACUCUAUUGUUGAUCAGUUGAGAAAAACUCCUGCUCAGAUUUCAUUGCUAUCUUUGCUCAUACAUUCUAAAGAGCACCGUCAAGCAUUGAUUAGAAUUCUGAACGAGGCACAUGUUUCGGACAAAACAAUCGUAAGUCACUUGAAAAAGAUGGCCAAUAGAAUAUUUGAGGUGAAUAGAAUCACUUUCAUCGAUGAUGAGUUGCAUGUGGAAGGAGCCGGACAUAACAAGGCUUUGCAUUUAACUGUCAAAUGUGAAGAACAUUAUGUGAAAAGAGUCAUGAUUGAUGGAGGCUCGGGUGUGGACAUCUGCCUUCUCUCUACUUUGCAAAGUUUGAAAAUCAGAACAGAUAGAAUUCGUACUAACAAUGUGUGUAUUCAAGCUUUCGAUGGCAUAAAAAGAGACACCAUUGGUGAGAUUGAUCUUACUUUGAAAAUUGGACCUGUUAAUUUUGGGAUCACAUUCCAAGUUAUAGACAUGGACACUUCCUACAACUUGCUUUUAGGAAGGCCAUGGAUCCAUGCAGCCAGAGCGGUGCCGUCUACUUUAAACCAAGUGGUCAAGUUUGAAUAUGAGAAACAAGAAAUUAUUGUUCAUGGUGAAGAUGAUCUUUCAAUAUAUAGAGACCCUUCCAUCCCAUGCGUCGAGGCCAAGGAAAGUUAUGAAUCCCUCGUAUUUUAG
This is a messenger RNA of Lycium barbarum (goji berry), 1368 nucleotides long. RefSeq lists its product as uncharacterized. The transcript has 2 exons. NCBI's taxonomy places the organism in Eukaryota, Viridiplantae, Streptophyta, Magnoliopsida, Solanales, Solanaceae. Bases 1 to 1368 code for a protein of 455 amino acids. The record is from RefSeq and is a predicted model, not a curated record.